Messenger RNA from Porites evermanni, 11981 nucleotides. The record is from the annotation of a GenBank genome assembly. Lineage: Eukaryota; Metazoa; Cnidaria; Anthozoa; Scleractinia; Poritidae.
CAAUUACAUGCAUUUAAUUUAUUUCGAUGCUUAUGUUGUUGCUAAAAGAUUGACCACACUCAAAAACUAAGUUUUUUGCAUGAAAAUUUACUCGCAAAUUUAGCGAGAAGGGAAUUUUUCAAUUCCCGCUAAAAUUAUAGCGUUUCCCGCAUUUUUCACGCAAACACGUUGCGACUCGAUCGUUCCACAUGAUCGCAAGCUGAUGUUUUUCUUGUAACAAAAAUGGGGAACACACACGGACGGCGUUCGGUGCAAGGAAAGAAGCUUCGGAAAAGACCUCAUAGUAUAGCUGUGGAAAAACCAGAAACGUGGUCUUCGUCCAAACCUCUGCUUCAACGAAGCGCUAGUCAUGGGUCGAUUCGAAGGCGCUACAGUGAAUCGGGGAACUAUUCCUACAAGACACCCUGGCCCGUUCCCCUCAGUGAAGCUGUAUUUUUACCAGAGUACGAUUCCAAGCAACCAGUCAAGAUCAGCGAUUUUGAGGUUUGUUGACAGAAAUAUAAAUGUAAAAUAGCCUCUGGUGGGUAUAAGCACUUGAAUAAUGAACGAAGGAGCACACAUUUUCAGUACAACUGUUUGCUUGUACUUGGCAAUGUUUCAUUAUGAAUAAGGUCAUGGCAGUUUUUUGGAAACCAAGAGACUUUCUAAAAUCGGGAACGUCAAAAACAGAGCUUGGACCUCACAGUUCUACUUUUAUUUUUCGUCAGAAAAUAUUUGUUUCCAUAUUUUGUAGCAAUUUUGCAAACUUGCAGCAUAUACGGUACAGUUUUAAUUCUGUUAAAAAUCACGCUGCUGUCCCAAAGACGGCUGUUUUGAAUAUCAAUAUUCAUGAAUAUUAUCUGUCAUAGAAAAAGUCUAAGGUUUAUCCGUUAGCCGAUGUUGUCGACUUAAAGCAAAACUAUUUCCUGAAUUCUGAAAAUCGACCCGAUAUCGCAGAACGUGGUAAAUUUGCCUUGGGAGAACCCGACUUUGACUAUUAAUUAAAUUGAAUAUGAAAUCGGUGGAUGCCCAUGAUACAAAAACCGCAAAUCAUAGAAGUGGUCUGGUGUUGAAAUAAACAACCUACACGUGAUACUCGACAUGGAAAUACUGAACAAAGAAAGGUCAUUGAAUUUUUUAUUAAAGUUUUUAGUUUUUAUUAGCAAUCUUUUAUUGCCUAUAUAUAUAUAUACAGCGAUAUUUUGCUUUCCGUGUUAGAGCGGUCUUGAGAGUAUGCUCAAUUUCCAUGACAGUGUUGUUAAUUUCCUUGAAUUCAGAAGCAUCUCCGGUUGCGGAAAGUUGUGAAAGUUACCGAUUUUGAUCUUAUUUUAAAAUGGGCGGGCAUUUAAAUCCGUGGUAGGUUCUUUUGUAUGAACUGCACGUUCUCAGCGGGAGAAAUUAAACCACAACGCACAAAAGGUAUGCAAACAACAAUGGAGUAAAAUGUAAGCACUUUUUUCAUAAUCUUGCAUAAAUUAUUAAAGUGAAAAAGAAGCUAAUUGUUGGAUAACUGAAACAAGCAAGUACAGCAUGUUGAUAAAAUAAGCAACAAAUAAUACAAUGAAAAUAGAAUUGUUUAGUAGAUAAACACCACCUCUGUUUUUGUUCUUAUUAAAUUUUGUGGGCAAAAACGUAUUUUUUCCUUUUUGCUUAAACAGCAAGAAAUUACAUUGAGAAUGAAAUAUUAUUUGGUUCAUAAGUACUGACCUUGCUUUUUUGUUUGUUUGCUUUUUGCAUACAUAAGCAAAAAAAUCUCUGUUGAAUAGCACGGUUUCGAGGAUGGACACCUUUAGGACAGGCACAUGUGUCUGGUUAAGAAAGAUGGCUGUCUUAUAAAGAGUCAACCAAAAGGCAGGGACCAACUCUAGAUUUUCAUUUCAGCAAGGUGUCUGUCUUAAAGAGAUGUCUGUUAAGAGUGGUCGACUGUACAGAUAUGCAAGAAAAGCACAUUUUGCAUACAUGAACCCUAUAAACAUAAAAUAUGCAUUUGCCCCAACUCCAACAGUGGAACAAGCUAUGGCUGCUUGGAGGGAGUCAGUCAUCACAAGUAUCCAUCACACAAUUUCCACAUUUAAAAAUUGCUAAGAUAUCAUAUCUGUAAACCCCGCUGCACUUGCCAAAAAGGGACAAAAUUUCUUUUAAAAAUAGUUAUGUAAAUUAAGGCAUGCAGAAUAAGUCAAGUCAUUCAUACAUCACAUAAAACUGAUUGAGAGCUUUAUGUACUCGGGUAUGUAUAUAUGGACUAAAAAUCACACUCUUAUAAGGGACACAAAAAUUCUGUAUAUGUACUAAAUCAUAUUAUAUUUUUUAAAGUUUUAGUUUUAUUUUUACAAUUUUUAUUCUGAUUACAAAUUAUAAACUAGAAAAUUCAUGAUGUUAAAUUAUUCAAAUGUGCAUAGAAGUAAUGUAAGAUAAAUUUUUAGGAUUUUGACAUAUCUUUGUUUGUAGAUUCUGGCAACUGUUGGAAAAGGUGCAUUUGCUUAUGUAAGUUUGUGUUUUGCUUUUAAAUGCUCCCAAGAGAAAUUUAACCCUGAGGUUAAGUUACAAUAAUUAUGUUAUGGUAAACAAGCUUAUACCAAAUAAAUGUACCUUGGCAAAGCUCAUCCUUUGUUUUAAAAUUUCUUACUUGAAAUAUAGAAAAAUGAAAAAUAUACCAGGUUCUGUUGCUGCUGGAAAUAUCAUAAUAAUAAUUUUUAAUUUUGUGUGCUUGCAAAUACCUCAAAUGUAUUUAUGAGAAAAAUGAAAUUAACUUUAUAUGUCUACUUGUAUACCACUAAUUCUAGUGCUUUCUUUAUGCAAAUUUAUCAGUAUUUGCAGUAUUUUGUGGACUAUCUGUCUGUAUGUGAUUGACCUAUUUUACAUAUGAAUCAACUGCCUCAAAAGAAAUGAACAAAAGUCUAUUUAAAAAACCAGUAUUUCUGUUAGAUUUUAUUUAUUCAGCAUUUCUGUACAUUGUUUUUUCUUUUUUUUGUCCAAAAGGACAUUCAUUUUAGACUGUGGGAUGAAUAUAUUUUUUUCUUUUUAAGGUACUUCAAGUGAAAAGCAAGCAAACCAACAAACCAUAUGCAAUUAAGGUAUCUUUAAAUUAAAAUCUGAUAGCUUUACUUACUUUUUUUUGUUGUGCAAGAGGAGUGUUGGAAACAUUAUACUUCUUUUAAAAUUCCUGCCUUAAGUUGGAUGGUGUUUGGUGGCCACUUUUCUGAAUUUGUUUCUCAAAAUUAUUGCAUCAGGUGCAUACAGAGGAGAAAAGUGGUCAAAGUGAUAAUCAAGCCAUCGUUGAUGAAUUUUAUUGAUUAUCAAUAGAAUUUUCUGUUUUUGUCAAUUGAUCUGAUCUACACCAUUAGGUGCUUAAUAAAGCGGAGAUAAUCAAAGAAGAUGCUGUACAGCAGUGUAAAGAUGAAGCAAUUAUUCAGGUUAGUGCACUUUUAACAUAGAUAUUGACCUGGAGUGUGAAGGUACUACUUACGACCUUCACCUCUUUCACCAUAAAGGUCUUGAAAAAAUUAUCAAGGGGAAUACUUUUUCUUAUCACAGAAACAACAGUUUUGAACAUUAUAGGCAAGUUUAUUUCCUCCGGGGUUAAAUGAAGUCUCUUGGUCUCUUUUGGGGGUUUUAUUCCAUUUUUCCAACGAAAAUCUCUGCUCCUUUCCCUCAGGAGUUGACCUCUCAGCUCUAAGCAUUAACCUUUAAAGCUCCAAGAUCGACAUGUAUAAAAUUCUUGAAACUGAUCUCUAUUCAUGUCUUUAAAGAAGUAGUUGAGAGAACUUUUAUAAAGAUCAUUUAAAGAAUUUCCCCUAAGGUUAUCAAUUUGUUUACUCUCAUAGCCAACUGAACUUUCCAUCUUGAUCAUGAAUUGAUCUUAGGGGACAAUUAUGUUGAGCAUAUAAACUCACAGUUGUGUUUGAUCAACAUACAGGCAAAACUUGGUGACUUUCCAUUUCUUGUCAAAACUUGGUACACAUGGCAGACUAAACACAAUCUUUUCAUUGGUAUGUAGAACUACCUAAACUAAUCCAGGGGGAGCCUGAACCCCAUAUAAGCCCCAGGCUUCCAGUUCAGGCUUCCCUGCCACUAUCUUUAUUUAUAUAAUCUAUUCUAAGUAUAUUUGACCUGUAAUAUGUGACAAAAACAAACCAGUCAAUCAAUAAAUCAAACGUUAACAGUUACUUGUACGUUAAGUUUUAUAAUUUCUGUCAGUUAUUUUUGGCAAAUAAUCAUUUGGAAACUCCCCUUUUCAGUGUCAGAUUUUGUUGAUGGUAGUGAUCUCUACACACUAUGGCGUCAGGAAAAGAAGUUGCACAAUGAAACAGUCAAGUUAUAUUCUGCUGAGUUAGCCAUCACUCUAGGUAAGGAAAUGUGUUUAAAGAUCACCCACUUACCAAAGGGGAUGGGGGUAGGGGAGGAGAGAUUCUCGGAAAAUUUAGUUGGGUUUUGUGCCAUGCCUCCUGUAACCCUCAUACUCUAUUCCAGACUGAUAUUUGUAAUUUUCUCUGCCCUGCUUUUUGUGCCUCAGACCUGAACUACUCUUCAAAGACGGAAAUGAUAACAAAAUAGAAAACAAUGAACUCCAGACCCUGGCUUCAGAAAAACUUCAGACACAAAUGGCUUAAGUCUAGACCAAGUUUAUCCCAGAAGCAGGGCUCAAAAAUUGUCUUGUCUAGUUUUUCAGGAUAAUUGCAUGUAAGAAUAUUUUCUUGGUGUGCAGGAAACGUUUUAAGUUCAGUGAAACCUCUAUUUAGGGGACACCCGCGAGAUCUGAGAUAAGUGUCCCAUUAAUAGGUGUUCCUUGAAGAGAGAUUGGGCUAGGGUUUGUUGAUAAUUAAUUAACCAACAAAGAAAGUAUUUUUUUAAAUUCUUUCUUGGAAUGUGUGAAACAGCACCAAAAUCCUUGUUCUGAGUCCCACCUGUGUACAAGGAUUGGAGUACGCGCCAUGAUUAGCCUUUUAAAAAGGCCAUUGUCGAUUUGCCAGUCAAGAUGAAGGGAAAUUCAAAAAGCACUUCCCGUAAUUCAUUAAUUCUGUUGAGGGCCCAGAACAAGGAUAUCAGCACUGCUUCACUGAUGUUACUAACCAAGGUUAAAUUGCAUGUGCGACGCAGGCUAUCAAUAAUUAUUAUUGCAGUGCAUCGAUUUAAGUGACAGAUUGUUCAUGUUGUGAAAACUGUCAUCAUUGUGAUCAGUUCAGUUCACACUUUAACUUCUCAACCCUCUUUGUGGUCAGUCACGUUUUGAGUAGCAAGGUGUCCCCUGAAUGGAGGUUUAACCUGGGUUUCAAGACCCAGAAAAAGUGUCCCCUUACCAUGAAUAAAGGUGCCUCCUCAACAGAGUUCGCGUGCACCUUGGAAGUCCUUGAAAAUUGCAGUCAGUGCUGGAAAGUCCCUGAAUUUCAAUGCUAACUUUAAAGUUUAAGUAGAACUCCAAAGAGAAAGGAGCAAACACAGAAAGACCUUCGGGAUAAAAUUGCUGAUGUUGUGGAAGAACUAAAAUUUCAAUAAUAGAGAUAACAGAUACAAAGAUUAUCUGAACAUUUUUCCCGGACCAAAUUUUGUGUCCCCUGAAUGGAGGUGUCCCUUGAAUAGAUGCUCCACUGUACCUGCACUUUCAUGAUUUCACAAUUGUAAUAUGCCUUUCUAUUUGCAGAUUACCUUCACAAAUCAGGAAUAAUCUACAGGGAUUUAAAGGUAAGCCUAAAAGUUCUUAUUUUUCAAAUGGCACAUUCCUUUAUCCAGAAUAUAUUUUUUCUCUCUACCUUAAACGGUAGGUCUAUUUUUCUGACGACUCACCUUUUAUCCUAAAUUUUUCCUCCUAGCUGGAGAAUAUUCUUUUAGAUGAAGAAGGUAAGAUUCUGAUCUUGUUUUCCCCACCCCCAUGCCCAUCCCCACCCCGUAAAAGAAAAAUGCAGCCCACCUGCGUCAUCUGCUCGUAUCCGGAUUUUUCAGGUUAGGUGGAAAACGGAGAUUUUUCUUCCCCUCUUCGAAAAAAUACGCGUUCGCACGUAGCUUAUUCGAAUAGUUUCGCCCGUCCACAUAAAAACGCUAAAACGAUGGAAACACGAUUUUAUGCCUCGCAGGGCAUUCGCUGUACGAUGUAUGACAUCUUUGGAUUUUCGUCCGUCCACGCGAAAACGAAAACCCGGCAUUUUCAAAAAUCUCCACUUUGGAGAGCGUUUUGAAAAAGAUGCGUUUUCGGUGACCGUUUCACCGGAUACGUGAGGUGGUAGGCCAAACUGGAGGGGAAAAGUCUCUGUUUUCAAACAAAAACGGAUACUUGACGUUGUAAACAGGGCUCAAACUUACUUGUAGUCAACUUGGCAAAGGUCAAUAACUAAUUUUUUUCUUUGCUAUAUAAUUUGUCCAAUUAAUAAUUCUCGCAGGCUUUUUACUUUCUGUUCUACCAUAAUAAUGUUUCGUCAUUACUUACAGUUCAUAUAGAAACGUACAAAAGUUUUUUUUCUCUACGCGUUAUACAAUAAAAUCAAGUUUUUAGUGUCGCACAUUAGGGAAGGGAGAGAUUGUCUUGAAUAAGAUUUUCGUCACUGUUGUAGGACAUGUUAAGCUGGUCGAUUUUGGUCUGUCAAAGUUAGUGAAACCGCGGGAACGAACCCGUACCAUCUGUGGUACCUUGCAGUACAUGGGUAAGAACAAUACGCUUUUAUAAGACUGGCAAUUUCUUUGUUUAUAACAACGUUAUGUGAGAAGUAAGUGUUAUUAAUAAUGUUGGCCUAGGGAAGUGAAUGGAAAAACUGGAUGAACACCUCUCAGGCUCACACAUCUGUUAGAUGGCAACAUCGCUUUUCUUAGCUUAUCCCAUUUUUCAGGCUUAAAGAGCGACAAAUACACGUCGGGUGAAUCGAUUUUAGUCCGAGUGAACUCCCCUCAGGUGCAUCAAAUUUUGGGUGACACGAACUGUUACCUUCCGACUCGAUGCACCUUUUCGCUUAAAUAAUCUCUCAUCGUUGCACGGCGUAUCACGAACAGUAGGGAGCUUAAACAACGACGACGACGACUGACAGCAGUAAAAACGUCGCUAACAAAAAUAGUGUCCUUUCAAACUUUAUUGCGUCUAUAUUUGGACCCGCUUAAUUUGUCAAAUGCAGGCUAUUUUUCCUGGAGUUGAAUUCUUAGGACUUCAUCCAAGUUCAAAAAGACAAAGGAAAUUUAAUCGUCGCAUGUUCACGUCCUCCAUGAAUCGUCGCAUUAGGAGGUUUUGCGUCGAAGUCGCGCAGUGGGACGUCAAGGAAAUGUACUAAAAAGCGUGAUGCACAAGUUGUUUUGUCGUGGUUGCUUAAGCUCCCUAGUUUAUACUUUCAUCCGUUCCUUUCUGUCAAGAUUUGUUUUUUGGAACCUGUUUCGAAAAAAUCAGUUCCUUAAUAUUAACCGGUAAUUCUGUAAUAGAAAUGGAUUAACAUUUAACUGUGUGGUAAAAUGUUCGUUCUCGUUUCGUUUUCCGUAGCUCCUGAAAUCCUGAGUGGAGAAACGUAUACUCAUGCAGUUGAUUGGUGGAGUUUAGGUGUGGUCAUGUAUAUCCUUCUGGUUGGAAAGGUGAGAUUUCUGAGGCUCAAAAUUCGUCCUUCAAAGUUUUAGGAGGAAGAAUUAGCGCAGUUGGUUAGUGUGCGUUCGAUUCUCAGGUGUUGCCACAAAUCCUUCUUUCGACUUCUUUCGUUUCCGUGUAUGUUGAAGUGGCUUUAAAUACCCGUUAAAUGGAACACAGAUGAAGAGAACGGGGAGGGGGGUAAAUGAGCACACAGUCGGUCUGAGGUUUGUUAGUGAGUAAGAUGACUAUUUCGAGCUACCGGCGUAUAAUAAGGACUCUUUAUUUUUUUUAUAUUUUUUUUGGUAAGUUCGUUUUCUCAGCUCUCCUCGCGGUUGGGGCUAACAUGAGUCUUAUUCGGGCCCAAUACAUAUUUAAGCCCGCGAACAUAAUUCUUUUUUUCCUUGGCAAAAUUAAGAGCUAUUUUUAAUGCACUUUAUAACACCACUUUCAGUAUCCAUACCCUGCAACACAAGAUCACGCUAGUCAGCACAAGUUGGUCAGCGCUGUCGAGUUUAACUUUCCUUCGGAUCUGUCAAGCGGCGCUGUGAGCAUUAUGCAAAAGGUACAACUUAUUUUAUAUCAUUUUAUAAAUCCUUCUUGUCAUCUGUUCUUUCAUAAAAGUCCGAAGCAUCGUUUUUCACUGGCUUUGCCUUACCCAAUUUCUUAACUAGGAAAAGAGAGUUUUAGAGCUGUAAAUAACUUUUCUUUUUUAAUAUUCCACUAGCAUACCAUUUUAAGUCCAAAAAAAAAAAAAAAAACGUGUCAGACACACAUUAAUUUACUAUGUACAUCUUUGUAUAAAAUGAUGAUCGUUGGUAUUUGAUCUGUCCGACUAUCAUGUCUGACCGCAGGGACACAGGCAAAUGUAAAUAUCCACUUCUUUGCCAGCUUGGGAAAUUAUCGCGUUCGAGUUCGGAGAGGACCGCGUCGGAGCUCAGAUAGUUACAGUUAAAUUAUUUAGCCUUGCCAUUCACUUUCUCAAGAAAAAUGAAACUUAAAUCAUUUAACGUCAUAAUGAAGAAUUAUGCACUUUUUUAAACACCAUUUUUUCAAGUUUUCCUUCACGUCUGCCUUUACGUAUUGCGAUGUUUUUUCUUUGUUUUUCCUCACUAGCUAGACAGGUCCCUUUAAAGAGCUGGAAAGAGAAAAUUGCUUUUCUCUUGAUAUAUUUUAAUGUUUCUUUAACAGCUGCUACAGAAAGAUCCCUCGUUAAGGUUAUCAAGUGCGGAAUCCUUGAAGACAGAUCCAUAUUUUAGCGACUUAUCAUUCGAGGACGUGUUGCAAAAGAGGGUCAGUUGACGAGUACUUUGUCUUUUGUGUAGAUAAAAAUUUCUUGUUGUAGCCAGCCUUGUUCUUUAAAACGGAGGUAUAAUUCCUUGGUUACAAUCGCUCGGGAGCUCGACUGUGCAAGGGAUGGAGUCUACAAUCAAGUUUGACCUUGAAUAUCGCACGCUUUUCACACGCUCCUCUGUUCUUUUGAGACCCGUGCCGCCUUUCCCACUCCCCUCAUUAUACGUUUCGGGUCACGUGGUGCGAGCUAUUUUUUUUACGUCUCGUAUACGUCACCGAAAUGCAUUGACUGGGAAAGCCUGGAAAGACGCCGUAUAAGGACCGGGUAACGUACCGCCUGCAGUUUCGUUUUCAGGGGCGGAUCCAGGAUUUUUUUUAGGAGGGGGUGCACUCGUCUCUUGCUCUACUUCAACUUCAAUAAACCACAUAGUUUUUUUUUGCAGAAUACCAGUUGUAUUAGAAGACCACAGGUAAUCUCGGGGGGGGGGGGGGGGGGGGGCCCACCCCCCCCCCCCCACCCCCCCCCUUAAAUACCCUUUCACCCCUUUUUUGUUCCAAAAGAAAAGAAACCCUUUUUGAAAUUCCUUUCGUUUCUCAAUAAUUUUUACUAUAAAUUAAACGCCCGUUUUUUUGGUUUGUGGGGCGGGAGCUGGUUUUUUUUUUGGGGGGGGUGCCUCUCUUUUUUUCCUCUCUUCAACUUAAAAAAAACACUUUUUUUUUUGUUGAAAAAAACCGUGUUUUAUAAAAAGACCACGGGUACCCGGGGGGGGGGGGGGGAGGGUGCGCACCCCCUCCUCCCCUACCCUCCCCCUUAAAUAUCCUUUCACCUCGUUUAUGUUCCAAGAAGCAAGAAACUCUCUUUGAAACUUCAUUAGUUUCAUCAGUAAUUUAUCCUAUAAAUUAAGCCGCUGUUUGUUGGCAUUGUUUGAUUGUUUACCAAUUUAUAUGCUGUUCUACUUUUACAGCAAUCCCCAAUAAGCACAGAAACACUGAAGACGUUACGGAGAAGAAGUGUUGCGUCCAGAACGUAAGUACUGUGUUGUGCUUUUAACUGACGAUGGAGCACUUUUCGAAACACACAUUUUACCAACGCAUUCUUGAACUAUUGUAGGAUGUUUCCAAGAAAGGUGGAGUGCAGUCGACGCGAUAAGAAGGUGAGCUAUAAAGAUCCUUAUUUCUGUUGAACUUCUUUAAAUAAAAUUUGUUAUCUUACUUAGCUACUGACAGCAAACUUGAAUGAAACAAACCAAUUACAACUAGAUAAAAAGAAGUUUAGCGCAUAUCACUGAAUAAUAUCUACCUUUAGCUAGAAGUGUAACCAGUUCCAAGGCCUACAAAAUCCGGUAGCAAGUCCAAGAAAAAAUAAUCACCUUAUUAGCUAAAGAAAGAGCAGAAAUUUUCUUGAUAAGCCAAUGUGUUUCGUCAGUUCAUAAGUUGUAGAAAGCUAUAGUAUUUCUUAAUCUGGCUAACACUUUGAGUGAUUCCUUAUUUUCUAUCAUGCAAGAAAAAUGGAAGCAUCAGUAAUUAAUAGCAAUAUUUCUUUGCAACCUCCUUUCUCAUUUUUCUUAGCCUCGUCCACUAUCAUGGGCAAGUCCAGGAAACUUCACCGUCCACGACAAAACACAUAUGGAUUGGCUAGUGGCUGAUCUUGGGAGCCUGCACACCCUUAAACUCAGCGGUAAUUCCCAGGAGGGCACAAGAACUCAAUGCCUUGUAGCGUCAUGAACUUGCUCAGCGCAGGUACUGCGCAGUGAGAAGUGAAAAGAAAGAUUUGAUAUUCUUGCAAAAGAACUUCAUUUAAAGCAGCUUCUGUUACGUUAUUUCAUGAACGUUAAGGGUCUACGCUACAAGUCUGCAGAGUGAUUUUGAUUUUAAUAGCUUACGUAGUGCUGAAAAAACAAGAAGCACAGUUACGGUAUCGCUUGUGCUGGAACGCAAGGACACUGGUGCGCGGGAAAAGUGUAUCCACCAAGCGGCAAGCGCGGGAAAGCAUCUGCGUGAGAGAUACGUGAUGUUAGACUAUUUCAUUCAAAUCACUGUAUUUUGUCUCUACAAUCCAUGAGUUAAUGCCCUUGUUCACAGAAAUGGGGGAACCCCAUAAUUUACGUUAGACUAAGGACGAUCCGAUCCUUCGUCUUCCGUCUGUCUGCGUAGCGUUCAUAAGCUUAACGUAAUUGAAAUACUCUAUACUUAAGAAUAAAGUCGUACACUUAAUAUAUAUGGAGAAACUAUGUACAAAAAAAGAAAAAUUAAGUUAAUUAUUUGACCAGUGUUGCAGUUGUAUUGUAAUUAAUUCCUUAAAACUUAAAGAGGUUCGAUAUGUUUUCAAGAACAGAGUCACUUGCUCCUAGAGUUGUCGUGUAGGAUGGUCAGCGGAUGACCAAACGGAGAACUUCAUCGGGCAACACCAUCUACCUUCACAGCCGUCCAAUUAGAGGCCGUACGAUACUACGACGACGAUGGCAAUAGGGAAGUCAAAAGAGAAAUAAUAGCAAGGUUUGAUAAGCAAAACUAUAAAUCUGACUGUAAGUUAAGGAAGAGAGAGAAUUGGUUACAAUCUUCACGCGCGUUCGUGAUUACCCGGCAUCAAGUGCAUAACUUACUGAACUAACUUGACGGAUUGUAAAUAAGCAUACUAUAUGACUUUAUUUGAGCUAGGCUUGCUUAAAGCCGCUUCUAGUUAUUACUGGAGAAUCUCUUUAUCUUUCUUGGGCGCCGUUGUUGAAUGUUAACAGUUUUGUUAGUUGCGAUUCAACUUUGUCGCCACGGCACAUUAGUGUAAGAUAUAUGACAGGGAUGUAAAAAAUACUUGCGCGCCUGGAAAUAAACAUGUUGUCAAAAACAAGUAGAAAAAGAAAGAAAAAAAAUUAUAUUUCCCACUAUGAGUGGUAUAUGCUGUAGUGGACUGUAGUCUUUUGAUGCUGAAGUUAUAGUGAAUUUGUGACUUAUAGCCUUGUUAGGUCUUCGGCUUCAAAAUUUCGAGAUCCAUCGUGUUGGCCCUACUUGUCGCACUUAUGGUGGAGGUCCCGAAAGAUGCCAUUUUAAUCUUUGUGCGUUUACGAAAACCUCGGUUUUUGGUCGUUUUGGUAUGGACGAAAGAUCCUUGGAGGGCGUGAGAAACCUCGUUCGAGUCUCUUCGAGUUCUUCUCUUUGUUCAAAAGAAACCUCGUAAUAUGCAGGC